AUGUCCGGCGGGGCAGCCCGGGGCCGGGGCCGGGGCCGGGGCCGGGCCGAGCCGCCUCCGCCUCGCCUCCGGCCGGGCCGCGGGGAGGGAGCGGCCGGCGCGGCCCCGCUGCCCCCGCCCGGCCCCGCCGGACUCCGGGCCGGCCCCUGCCCCGCUCCGCCCGCCCCGCGGCCUCGCCAGGCCCCGCCGGGACAGCCGGAGCCGCCGCCUUCCCCGCCGCUUCCCCGGCCCGGCCCCGCCGCCUUCCCCGCUCACCGCCGCCCCCGGGCCGCCCCCGGCGCCGCUCGGCUCCCCCGCUGCGGGCUCGGGGCUCGGGGCUCGGGGCUCGGCUCCGGCCGCUCCCGCUGCUCCGGCCGCGGCUGCUGCUGCUCUGCGCGGCGGCGGCGCCGCGUCCGCUCCGCCCUCAGCGGCCGCGGCCCGGGGAGGAGCCAGCGGGGCGGGCGGGACGGACGGGCCCGCAAAAGUUCCGGGAGGGCCGGGGCAGGCACUGUCACCUCCUUACAUAAGCAGGGACAGGACAAGGACUGCAGCCUGUCCCUGGGGAUGCUCCUGGUGCCAGAGGCAGCAGCAGCAGAGCAGGAGCAGCACCAGCACCAGCACCAGCAGCACCAGCACACCCUGGGGCCUCCCCACACUCCUCCAUCACCACUUGCACAACUUCAGGGACACAGCAGAUUUGCUGAGGUGAGCAGCCAGGAGACACACAGAGCUCAGAGUCCCCCCUCUGUCACUGAAACCUCUCCAGUUCUCCCUCUCACAGCUCUGUGUGUGCAGCAGAAAUAAAUACACAGCGCAGAGUUUUGCUUCCAGGUACAACUUGUGGCUGCUGAUAGUGAUCUGUAAAUCUCUGUUUUUAUGGCUUAAGAGGUGUCUCCUUCCCUGGGGACCACCGUGCUGGGAGCGAGCAGGUGAAUCACU
Molecule: messenger RNA, 918 nt
Organism: Poecile atricapillus (Black-capped chickadee)
Lineage: Eukaryota; Metazoa; Chordata; Aves; Passeriformes; Paridae
Exons: 3
Coding region: 1-783 (260 amino acids)
Source: RefSeq, a predicted model, not a curated record